AGAUCUCCAGCCUUCCCCCCGCCCCCCCGAAGAAGGGUCGCCACGGAGAAGCGCCGCCAUUUCUCCCUGCUGCAAAGCCUAGGGCAUGAGAAGCCAGACCCACCUGCCUCCCCCGCCCCAGGAAGCCAUCCUCUUCCCAGGGUGCUACCCGCCAAGCCCUUCCUGUGGUAACUGUUGGUCGGGGGGGUCUUCCCGGCACCUCCGGGGUUGCUGCGACCCAGCUCCCUCCAAGGCCGAUAAGGCCCUGCCGGGGCCAGGGGAUCCAGCAAGAACCCCGAGCCCACCCCAGAGCCCUAUGGGACUCCCUUGGAUUCCAGAACUUUCUGUCAGGCCGGUCUGAGCCCCCCCGGGUCGCCCCCCACAAGGGAGCCCACAUCUAGGACGUCUCCCAAGGACAUCAGAAACUACCCACCGGAAGAGGGACUUCAGCUUCCGGAACCAGUGGGCAUCUCGGCCCUGGCUCUUGACCCCAAGCACCAGCUCGCUGCUGGUCGACUCCCCUCAGCUUUCUAAGGCCCGGUCUCCCCAUCUCGCCUCCCCCUCCCGCCACCAUGAGCCACAGCACCAGCUCGCGUCUGGCCGACUCCCCUCAGCUCUCCAAGAGCAGCCUCCUGACCAUCCUGGGCAGCCCCUCCCCAGAGCGCAUGGGCCUGGUGGACUCGCUGCCCCCGACACCACCCAGCGGGACGCCCUCGCCCGGCCCGCCGCAGCUGCCCCCACUGGGCGGCGGGGCCGGGCCGCUGGACGGGGACUGGGAGAGCCGGGAGGAGCUGCGGCUGCGGGAGCUGGAGGAAGCGCGGGCCCGGGCGGCCCAGAUGGAGAAGACGAUGCGCUGGUGGUCCGACUGCACCGCCAACUGGAGGGAGAAGUGGAGCAAGGUGCGGGCUGAGCGCAACAAGGCCCGGGAUGAGGUGCGGCAGCUGCGGCAAAAGCUGGAGGCCCUGACCAAGGAGCUGACCGGCGCCCGGCGGGAGCGGCAGGAGGCCCUGAACGAGAGCGAGCAGCUCAGCAGGGAGCUGGCCAGGUGGAAGGGCGGCCAGGGGGAGGAGGGAGAGGGAGACAGGGAAGGGGAAGAAGAGAAGGAGAAGGAGCUGGACAACCGGGUGGCCUCGGAGAAGGAGAGCGAGGCGAGCGGGCCCGAGCAGGAGCCGGUGAGAGACGUGUGGACCGAGAGGCCGCCCAAGAACAAGGAGCUGGAGCUGAUGGAGAACCUCCUGAAGAGCAAGCACGAGGCGCCGGAGAGCUGGGAGGGGCGGGGCGUGGGGGGCGUGCGGGCCCCCUUCUCCCGCCAGGAACGGAACCGGAUGCUCUGGGAGGAGGUGUCGGUCAUCGAGGAGGAUGCCACCAAAGUGACCGCUCUGAAGCUGCGGCUGGACGAAUCCCAGAAGGUCUUGCUCAAGGAGCGCGAGGAUAAGCUGUCCCUCAGCAAGAACAUCGAGAAGCUGGAGGGAGAGCUCAGCCAGUGGAAGAUCAAAUACGAGGAGCUGACCAAGAACAAGCAGGAGGUUCUAAAGCAGCUAAACAUCCUGAAGGAGAUGCACCAAGACGAGCUGGGCCGCAUCUCGGAGGACCUGGAGGACGAGCUGGGAGCCCGCUCCAGCAUGGACAAGAAGAUGGCAGAGCUGCGGAGCGAGAUGGAGCGGCUUCAGGCGGAGAACGCGGCCGAGUGGGGUCGGCGGGAGCGCCUGGAGACGGAGAAGCUGAACCUGGAGCGAGAGAACAAGAAGCUGCGAGCUCAGAUCGAGGACCUGGAAGAGGUCCUGGCCCGCAAGCGGCGGCAGACGGCCAGCGCCCUGGAUUCCGACCUCAAGGCCAUCCAGGCUGAGCUCUUUGAGAAGAACAAGGAGCUGGCAGACCUGAAGCAUGUCCAUGCCAAACUGAAGAAACAGUACCAGGAGAAGAUGGCAGAACUAGCCCAUGCCAACCGGCGGGUAGAGCAGCACGAGGGGGAAGUGAAGAAGCUGCGGCUGCGGGUGGAGGAACUGAAGAAGGAGCUGGCCCAGGCAGAAGACGAGCUGGACGAGGCUCACAACCAGGCCCGGAAGCUGCAGAGAUCCCUGGAUGAGCAGACCGAGCAGAGCGAGAACCUCCAAGUGCAGCUGGAGCAUCUGCAGUCCAGGCUCCGGCGGCAGCAGAACCCUCUCUUUGGGAAGAUCCGCAGCGCCCGUUUUGGACCCGAGGAAUCUGGGGACGGUACCAGCGACCUCGACGAGGACGAGGACUUACAGAUACAGGUUCCCUAGCGCCCGGGGUCAGGAGGAAGAGGAGGAAGAGGUGGAGGAGGAGCGUGAGGGGAGAGCCUCUCAGCACCGUCAGCAGCGGCUCUGCCCCGAACACGGCUGUGAGGACGCGGGUGUUGUGGGAGGGCACGGCCUCCGUCGAAUUGCCGAAGCCAGGAAAGAUACAACCAUCGGAUCGCGAGCGGGGUCUUAACCCAAGAGAGGAGGCCCGCCCACUCAACUGCCCCCGGAGCAAGGCAAGACCACAUAGGCUGGAGCCUCCAGGGCCCCCUUCCUUGGCUUCCUGCUAGGCCCCCCCCAAAUCACACCCUGUCCUCUUGUCAGCUCUCCCCUCUCCCCAGCUUGCCUUCAGCCUUCUGACCCACUCUGCCCCCCCAGACGCCCUGGGAAUAACCCGAGAAAAUCUGGGAGCCAGAAUGGGGACCACAGAGGCAGGAUGGAGGCCGAGGUGAUGGGUGUGGAGGCCCAGUUCUGAGAAGUGUUCUAUGUCAUAUAUAUUUUAUAUAUAUAUAUAUUAUAUAUAUUUGUAAUCUGUUUUAUUAUAUAAACGAAUGAGCUGAGAGGAGAGGCGGUAACCCCCGUUAAGGCUCUGGGGAUCAUCUUCCCCAUAACAGAGUUUCGCCCAUAGGCCAGCGAUGGACCCGUGGUCCCAAGCCCGAAAGUUCUGUUCCCCCCAAGGCCCAACUUUCUCUCCCUCUCCCUUCUCUACCCCACUCCCUCUUCAGCGUAAGAGAACUACAGAAGCUGGGGGGCACUGGCCCGAGGGGGAGACCUCACAGAGGCACGGUUGGCUCUUGGGAGCACCGGAAGGUUGGGGCCACUCCCCCUCACCCGAUCCUCUCUCGGCUUGGGCUCCCAGUCGAUCCGGCUCGGGGCUCAGAUCCCCCAGUUCUGAGGCAGGCCCAGCCCUGGCCCUCAAUUUCCACUCCAUUUGGAGUUCUACCAGCCAUUUGCCAAGACCUCUCCAUCUCUUUCCUCUGCCUCUUUUCCCACCCCCAGCAUGGAGUCGGUCUCCCCCCAGAGGCCAGGCUCAGAUGCUCUGAGGCUGGCUGGGCCAGUCGCCCCAGGGCCAGAGGCUUGGGGCAAAUGAAAGCAGCCCAGGAAGGGAUCCAAAAGAAGGAAGAUUGGCCAACUUAUUUUUUACAAUUUCUGUCUUUUGUAAUAAACUGAGUUAAGAUAAGCUGAGGCUCAAAGAGUACGUCUUUGGUGUCGGGGAGCUUGGUCCUGUUGGGAGCGGUUUGGACUG
Ornithorhynchus anatinus (platypus) is the source of this 3486-nucleotide messenger RNA. It is a transcript of the gene CCDC102A, whose product is annotated as coiled-coil domain containing 102A. Gene Ontology annotation, cellular component: myosin complex. The transcript is spliced from 8 exons. The record is from RefSeq and is a predicted model, not a curated record. Lineage: Eukaryota; Metazoa; Chordata; Mammalia; Monotremata; Ornithorhynchidae. Bases 552 to 2243 code for a protein of 563 amino acids.